Molecule: messenger RNA, 379 nt
Organism: Geodia barretti
Lineage: Eukaryota; Metazoa; Porifera; Demospongiae; Tetractinellida; Geodiidae
Source: the annotation of a GenBank genome assembly
GGUGUGUGUAAGCUGGUGGUGGGAGUGUCAGUGGGCUCUAAUUGGGGUGUGGAAUUCUUCUCUCACGUGACAGAAUCCUGACAUGUGCACAUGUCGUUACCAAACUCUGCUCCAGUCCAGUCACAAUUUCCAUACCUUCUGAGUCCCUGGUUCAUUCUGGAUCAGUGCUGGAAUGGAACAGGGACAUGGACCUUGCUGUCAUAGGACUCAGAGAUGGUAUUGUGGGCAGUCAGGUUCCGGAACCAAUCUGGGACCAGAUCCACCGGUCUCAUUCUCAGUCUGUGGCGGAGAGACGACCACAGGACUACCGUGGGGGACCAGUGUGUGCCAUUGGCUACGAAUGUCCACCAUGGCAGUCCAGUGCUCCGCUGGUGACGAG